Molecule: messenger RNA, 336 nt
Organism: Pelobates cultripes (western spadefoot toad)
Lineage: Eukaryota; Metazoa; Chordata; Amphibia; Anura; Pelobatidae
Source: the annotation of a GenBank genome assembly
AUGCUGCGGAAGAAGCAACGCACCUCCUCCUUGCGGAAGGUGGCAUUGCGGGAUAUCCCUACCUGGCACAAAGCAGGAUCAAAACAUGAGCCUGAAGUACUGUGGGAAACCACGAAGAAGACGGAAGACCCGACCUAUCUACUGGCAUCCCGGCACCAUACCCUGCGAUUAGCUUCACAAUUACAAAAAAGGUCACAACAACAGCCGGAAAAGAGGAAAGGGACCCCCCCAAAAGCGAUCAAGGAACCGACCUGCCUGCAUGCAGCUUGGAGCUUUGCCAUGCAGGACUGCCACUCAUACCUGGACUGUAUCCAGCACCCAAUAGGUAUUGGCUGA